Rhincodon typus (whale shark) is the source of this 1746-nucleotide messenger RNA. It is a transcript of the gene tmem63c, whose product is annotated as transmembrane protein 63C. Gene Ontology annotation, molecular function: calcium-activated cation channel activity. The record is from RefSeq and is a predicted model, not a curated record. Lineage: Eukaryota; Metazoa; Chordata; Chondrichthyes; Orectolobiformes; Rhincodontidae. The transcript has 17 exons. Gene Ontology annotation, cellular component: plasma membrane.
AUGAAGGACUGUUCUCAAGUGUUCUCAUAUUUAGAGAAAGAGCAACAAGAGGACCUUCUAAGACUGCAUAAGAACCUCACCUCUUUGUUUUACGGUGAACAGACUGAAAAGGAGAAAUCUCCUUCUGAAACCAGCCCAACUGAGCUAGAGAGUAAAGAUGUGGGCUUCUGUUCCUGGUUGACCACACUCUAUCACAUGAGGGACGAUGAGAUUCAGUACAAGUGUGGACUCGACGCCAUUAUCUACCUCUCAUUUCAGCGACACAUCCUGGUCCUCCUCACUGUGGUCUGUGUCCUGUCGAUCGCCAUUGUCCUUCCUGUCAACUUCUCUGGGGACCUGCUGGGUAACAGCCCGCAACAUUUUGGCCGCACCACCAUUGCAAAUGUCCCUGCAGAUGAUCGACUGCUGUGGUUACACAGUAUCUUUGCACUUCUUUACUUCAUAGUAACUGUGAUCUGCAUGGGUCAUCAUUCUCUGCAGCUGGAUUACAAAGACAACGAAAAGGUGGCAAGAACGCUGAUGAUUUCACAAAUCCCAAAGGAAAUCACAGACACAAAUCUCAUUAUUAAACAUUUCCAUGAAGCCUACCCCAGUUGUACAGUGACAGACGUGCAGUUCUGCUUCGAUGUCCGGGCACUGAUGAAACUGGACUCUGAGAGACGAAAGGCAAUGAAAGGCAGGCUAUACUUCACAGCCAAGGCUCAAAAGGAAGGAAAGAUAAUGAUUAAGACCCAUCCAUUGGCCAGGAUCUGUUGCUGCGAUUUCUGUGGGUUUGAACAGGUGGAUGCAGAGCAAUACUACAGUGAAUUGGAGGAGAAGCUAACAGAUGAGUUUAAUGCUGAGCGGAAUCGGAUUACCUUGAAAAGGCUGGGGAUGGGUUUUGUAACCUUCCAGGAUGAGCGGAUGACAGCUGUCAUUGUGAAGCAUUACCAGCACAGCCGAUGCCGAUAUCAGCCACAGCAGUCCAGUGUCACCACAGUCGUCAAGUCUUAUAGAUGGGAUGUGAGAUAUGCCCCAGCACUGAGCGACAUUAUCUGGAGACCAAAAAUAUGCACAGUAUUUAGCGUGACUUCACCAAUGUCCUGCAUAAUUACAAAUCCGAUUGUAACACAGUUUUUCCCGACCCUGCUCCUGUGGACAUUCUCUGUGCUUCUUCCAUUCAUUGUGUACUACUCUGCUAUCUUUGAAUCCCACUGGACUAGGUCAACUGAGAACCAAGUGACAAUGCACAAGUGUUAUUUCUUCCUGGUCUUUAUGGUGAUCAUUCUGCCAUCGUUGGGCCUGACCAGUCUCGAUGUCUUUUUUCGAUGGCUUUUCGACAUACACUUUCUAGAUGAAGCAGAUAUUAAAUUCCAGUGAGUAUUUAUGGCAGAGCAGGAAUCUGAUGGCGUGUUCACAGAUGGAGAAAGGAGCAGUGUGUCAUCAACACCAAACUCCAAUGUGUUUGUUGCAGCUGUUCUCCAGGAUCCUGAACUGGGACUAAUGCCUGCAGCAUCCCCUGCACAUCAGACCUAUGGCACCAUGGAAAAUCGUGCUGAUGAGACCAAAUCUGAAGACUCUGGCCAAAUACAAAGCUCUGAAGCAGGUUUAGAGAGACAGCAACGUGAGCUGACUGCUGGAUCAUUGAUGGACAGUGAGAUCCAUUAUCACUAAGGGAUGCUGGGAUAGCCAUACAAUUUCAGACUAUAACUGAGCAAUGUUUCUCUCUCUGGAGGCUCUCAAUUUUAACGCCACAGAUACCUGCUG